UAAAUUGGUUAGUCUCUAAGAUGCCACAAGUACUCCUUUUCUUUUUGCGAAUACAGACUAACACGGCUGUUACUCUGAAACCUUUAACUUCUACUUAUCCUGAAACCGCCUCAGUGCUGGAGACGAGGAAGGACCCGGAGUAGUUUAGGACCCAGCAGACAGUGGCAGGCGGCAGUUGUGUAGAUCACUGAGAGACUAAGAGGGUCCAGUCCAGUUUUAAUUCUGUCUCUAAUCUCUGCCACAGCAGUGCUUUCCCCAACAGCCCCAGCUCCGGCUCGGGCGUCUGUCUCUCCAGCCUGAUCCCCGGCAAAAAACAUGUCACUGGCUUCCUCACAGUAGCAACCCUAGAGGGAAAAGUGGCCCCAGAUGCGCAAGCCUGAGGAUUCGGUACAAAGAGGUGCACAAAAUGAAGACCCUGAUGCGCCACGGGCUGGCGGUGUGUUUAGUGCUCACCACCAUGUGCACCAGCUUGUUGCUCAUGUACAGCAGCAUCGGCGGCGGGGGCCAGAAAGAGCCGAGCCAGCAGCAGCAGCAGCAGGUGGCGGCGGCGGCCAGUGGGAAGCCGGAGAGCAAGCAGCUGGGCGCCAGCCAGCAGCGCCCCAGGCUCCCUGUGGGGGCUGGGCUCCUGGAGGGCUACAGCGGCGUCCUGGACCACAAGGGGCAGAUGGCUCCUUUCAGAAAAAUGGCAGGAGGUUAUCAGAGCCUUUGAAAAUGCACUGCAAGAGUUGUGCACUGGUAACCAGUUCUGGACACCUCUUGGGAAGCAAACAAGGCAACAGAAUUGACCAGACUGAGUGUGUAAUACGAAUGAACGAUGCACCCACUCGAGGUUAUGGAAAAGAUGUUGGAAACAAAACUAGCCUUCGAGUCAUUGCACAUUCUAGUAUCCAGAGAAUUCUGCGAAACCGGAAUGAACUGUUAAAUAUGAGUCAAGGUACUGUGUUUAUCUUCUGGGGUCCCAGCAGCUAUAUGAGAAGAGAUGGAAAAGGUUUGGUUUAUAAUAAUCUGCAAUUGAUGAAUCAGAUACUACCUCAAUUAAAAGUAUAUAUGGUUUCUCGGCACAAGAUGCUUCAAUUUGAUGACCUCUUCAAACAGGAAACUGGCAAAGACAGGAAGAUAUCCAACACUUGGCUUAGCACAGGAUGGUUCACGAUGACUAUCGCAUUAGAACUCUGUGACAGGAUAAAUGUUUAUGGCAUGGUGCCACCAGAUUUCUGCAGGGAUCCUAAUCAUUCUUCAGUACCUUAUCAUUAUUAUGAACCUUUGGGACCUGAUGAAUGUACAAUGUACAUUUCACACGAGCGGGGACGAAAGGGCAGCCAUCAUCGUUUUAUCACAGAGAAACGAGUGUUUGAGAACUGGGCACGGACAUUCAAUAUUCACUUUUUUCAACCAGACUGGAAACCAGAAUCACUUACGAUAAAUCACCUGGAGAUUAAACCCGUGUUCUGAGGAAUGAACGCACAAGACUGCAAUCACAAUCACCUACUGUAUCAGGCUUCAGGGUACUGAACCUCGCAGAAGAGCAAAGCAAUCUAAAAAAGCAAGGUUAACAGGAUUUGUGGGUGGAAACUGCUACAAUAUUCAGGAAGUUCUUGCGAAGAAAUACAUAAAAGGACAUUUUGUAUCCAAUUGUAUCAUAAUCCAAUAAUUAACAUUGUCUGGCCAGCUCACCUCCUGUAAAGUAUGUGAUCUGUAAAAAACAACUUGACUAUCGUUAAUGGGAUGUUUAAUUCAUUAUAGUUUUUUAAAGCACGUUGCCACUGAAUUUUCAUAGUGAAAACUUAAAAUACUUAUUUAAUGGAGGUUUUUAUGCAGGCUAGGCCAGUAUUUUUCUAAUUCACAAUUAUGUGAUUAUCUUUCAUAAGCCUACAAACCCAAAAUUUAUUGCUGGUCGUAUAGAAAGGUCUAGCUUCUUGUUUAUAAGUUUUUUCCUUUGAAAAAUAUGAUUCUAUUGAGCAUGUAAUUAAUAUUUGAUCUGUAAAUGUUGUAUUUCUUUUUAAAUUGCCGGGCUCCACUCCAAUAUAGAGUCUUUAACGGCAAAAAAAUUCCCGUGUGAUGAUCAUGUGAGAGACGGUACAAUCUGACAUUUCACAUUAAUAUGAAAAUGACAAAGAAGAUUCCUUUUGAUGUAAAUGUGCACUUGCUGCUAUGAUGUCAGGCUGCUCUUUCUUAAUGGAGAGGGAGUAGAGGGCAGGGCAAGGUUUACUAGAUUGUAUCCUGGGAUAUCGCCACCAUCUGUGGCACUGUGCAUAUAAUUAAGACUGAAAA
This is a messenger RNA of Caretta caretta (loggerhead turtle), 2271 nucleotides long. It is a transcript of the gene ST6GALNAC5, whose product is annotated as ST6 N-acetylgalactosaminide alpha-2,6-sialyltransferase 5. Gene Ontology annotation, biological process: ganglioside biosynthetic process; oligosaccharide metabolic process. Gene Ontology annotation, molecular function: alpha-N-acetylgalactosaminide alpha-2,6-sialyltransferase activity. The record is from RefSeq and is a predicted model, not a curated record. NCBI's taxonomy places the organism in Eukaryota, Metazoa, Chordata, Testudines, Cheloniidae.